Fonsecaea pedrosoi CBS 271.37 is the source of this 1629-nucleotide messenger RNA. RefSeq lists its product as uncharacterized. Lineage: Eukaryota; Fungi; Ascomycota; Eurotiomycetes; Chaetothyriales; Herpotrichiellaceae. Gene Ontology annotation, cellular component: nucleus. Gene Ontology annotation, molecular function: zinc ion binding; DNA binding. Bases 1 to 1629 code for a protein of 542 amino acids. The transcript is spliced from 2 exons. The record is from RefSeq and is a predicted model, not a curated record. Gene Ontology annotation, biological process: DNA-templated transcription.
AUGCAAAGAUGCCACGAAGGAACGAUUGAAGACUGUUUGGCGUUUGCAAUCUGUGCCGUAACGAGUCAGCGUCUCAAGAUUGAGCCGUACGCUCGGGAAAUAAGUGCCCAAUGGGCCCAGAAGGCCGAAGACUUUCUCUUACAAAACUUGGAAAGCCCUUCCACUUCUCGACUCCAGGCUCUCAUCUUGAUUGUCCGGUAUAGAGUGGAGGUAGGUCACUUCUCAAGGGCAUUUAUGCUUGCUGCACUAGCGGGGCGAUCGGCCGUUGCGCUCAGACUGAACUACGAGCGUCCUGAAUUGCGUUUCCUGGCCCAAGAAGUGCGGCGGCGACUGAUGUGGUCAUGUUUCGCCCUCGAUGGCAACUUCUCCGUUGGUCUACGAGAAUUCGAGACAUGUCCACCAGAGAACGUCUUCCUCCAACUUCCAUGUCCAGAAACGGCUUUCGAGCAGGAUUCCCCGGUGGAAACAGCCCCGUUGAGGGCAAUAUCUUUCGACAGACCGGAACGCAUCGGGACCUAUGCUGCAUGUAUCAGGCUGGCGGCUAUAAGAACAGACAUUAUGAGACUGACGCGCCGGCUUGCAUCGUCAUUAGUCCCCCCAGAAGAGCUCAUGCACACAGUUCGGCGGUUUGAAGACGAGCUGCAGCACUUAUACCGAAGCCUUGCCGACUCUGAUCGCUACAACCCCAAGAUCUUCUCCUACUGCGAACGACCCGCCCGAAUCCUCAUGGUGCACGAAUGUUGGCACCAAGCAUACACCGAUCUGUAUCGAAUAUUUUUGACCGGCUAUAGAGAGGCCGCUCCCCCUUCGGCUAUGGAAGGCAUCAAUCGUGAAGACAUCCUCCGCAGGCGGACUCUGUGUCUGAAUCACGCUUUAUCAAUUGUCCAGAUCUUUGCAGCAUUUUCAGAGCAAUGUAAAGUUCUGACCAUCGACUUUGACACCGCAAUCUGCGCGUACCAUAGCGCUCGAAUUAUCCUUUUUAGCGCUCAAACAGACGUUGUCACGCAAAGUCUGAGUAUGCCAGCGGCUCUGGAAAAGGCCCGCUUCUGCCAAUCUAUCAUGAACAGGUUUUUUCGUACCUCUCCUGUAGUCGAGCCGAUGAAGAAAGAACUCGAGAUGCUCAUCGCCCGCCAUUCGGCUCAGAACACCAACACUGGCAUACAACUACCGCACCCCGAAGAAGUACUGGAGGACCAUCUGUCAAGGCUUGCAGAUGAAGCUAGGACCAGACAACGCCUGGCAAUCCAUAGUCUGAUAGGCCGAGCAGACUUUGUUGAUGACAGCAAUGAGGUGACCAGUCCCGCACCCCCUCGGGACAAUAGUUCCAACGGCAUUUCCACCGCCUCCCUAAGAUCACAACGCCAGCGUCCGCCGAGAAAUACUAUGACCGUCAAGCCCAACCCUCAAAUCCUUCGCUCUCAGAGUGUCCCUGGCGUGCCCCAGACAGGACAAUCCAAACAGCCGGAUCGUGUCAUCGAAGGUGGAAGCGGGGAGCCAACAAACUAUGCCCUCGAAGACCAGGGCCAAUGGCUGGACGGCAUGCGCCUCGCCUUCAAUCCGUGGAUGGGAUGGCCCGAGACAUUGGAAACAUAUGGAUUUUCUCAAGAUUUAGACGACGAAUACUUCUAG